This is a messenger RNA of Drosophila subobscura, 1745 nucleotides long. RefSeq lists its product as uncharacterized. NCBI's taxonomy places the organism in Eukaryota, Metazoa, Arthropoda, Insecta, Diptera, Drosophilidae. The transcript is spliced from 3 exons. Gene Ontology annotation, biological process: proteasome-mediated ubiquitin-dependent protein catabolic process; regulation of proteolysis. The record is from RefSeq and is a predicted model, not a curated record. Gene Ontology annotation, molecular function: ubiquitin protein ligase binding. Gene Ontology annotation, cellular component: cytoplasm; nucleus. Bases 339 to 1622 code for a protein of 427 amino acids.
AGGUGGCGCGUUGCGCUCAACGGUUCUCAGUUCUCGGUUCUCUGUUCCAUUUGCUCGUUUACGUUCUCGAUCAGCCUCGUUCUCCGCGACGAACAGCUGGUUGCGUCUGUUUUGGUUUGCCGUGUGCGAUCCGAUCAGCAUAUAAAGUCCGCGAUAUCGGUCAAGUUCAGCCGACUGACUCCCUCCUCGGCUGCCAAAGCAUAAUUCACUUUUAUUCUCGUGAACUAUUCGAUCCAAUUGAAUUUCAACACUUUACAGAACUACAGCCAUACACUAUACAGAUCCCCAGCCAGUUGCGAUCGCUUUUGUUUGAAAAGAAUUUGUCACAGUGCCAAAAGAUGAACAGCUCUGCGAUGGAAGUGGCCGUGACCCAUCACAAGGAGCAGGCUAGCGUGGGCAGCCUGCUGGGACGCCGCUAUGCUGAGCUUCUGCACGGGGAGAAAUACACGGACUGCUUGUUCCACGUCUGCGAGGAGCAGUUGAAGUGCCACAAACUGAUCCUGAGUGCCGCCAGUCCCGUCUUUGAGGCCAUGUUCUUCGGACCGAUGCAGGAGAGCGAGCCGCAGAUCGAGAUACACGACAUCAGUGCGGCCAUCUUCAAGGUCCUGCUCGAGUGCAUAUACACGGGCAGCGUGGACUUCAACAGCCUGGAGCUGGUGGCGUGUAUUGAGCUCUACUACGCGGCGGAGAAGUAUCUGCUGGACGAGCUGAUAGCCGACUCGCUGGUGGCCAUCACCAGGAAGCUGCGCUUCUCCAACAUUCUGCCCGCCCUGGAGCUGAGUGUGUGCAUGGGCCUGGACAGUCUGCUGGAGGUCUGCAUGACCUUCUUUAUGCGCUGCUGCGUGAACAAUGCCCAGUACAUGACCCAUCUGAAGGAGCACUAUGUCCACGUGUCCAAGGAGUGCGUCAAAACGAUCAUUGCCGCCUGCAAGGAGCCGCACAAGCUGCUCAUUUGGUACGUCUACGAAUGGACCCAGCAGGAGUGUGAGCAACUGGGCCUGGGACCCAGCGAUGCGGACUUGGUGGUCCAUUGCCUGGGGCCGGAGGCCAACUCGUGGCCAGUGAAUGUGAAUGCUUCCGAAGAGGCGCAAUCUCCGGCUCCGGCUCCCAUUGUCUCCGUGGAGCGCUGCUACUACAAGGCCUGUCGACCGUUCACAGUCGAUGCAGAGUCUCCCUUAUGGCGUCUCCGACUCAGGAGCCCCCGCUUCAUCUCGCUCCUGGGAGUGGUCAUCAACAGUCGCCUGCCCCCCAACCUGACCGGCAACUUUGGUCACGUUCAGGUUCAAAUGCCGCUGGAGUACCGCGAGUCCCUGCGCCUGGACCUGUACGAGCUGCCGGCCGACGGCGAGGACGCCCCCAGCAAUCCCGUGUGGAGUCAUGUCAUUCAAAAUCAGAGCACGAAAUACAAUUGCGACUUGCACCUCAGCUGGCGGCGCGAGGAGGCGUGUGUACUUACCCCGGAGCUGUCCUACGAGCUGCAGAUACGAUGGGAUGGCAGUGCCUACGGUGCAGAGUAUCCUUGCAGCGUGCAGUCCUGUCUCGCCGAUGGCAUUCGCUUCAUCGACAGCGACAGCUUCAGCGGCAGCCUGGUCAAGGGCUUGCGCUACGCCAAUCUGGUGUAGCUGCGGGGUGCAGGGCGCCUGCGUCGCUCUCGUUUCUAGUUAGGCUUAUUCUUAAUCAUUGUGUAUUUAUUGCCGUAAGUUAAUGUACGCUGCGUCGGAGUUCAUUAAACUUUCGAAAACGCU